AUGAAGCUUUCCACGUUUCUCCACGAUAAUUUCGUACCCCAUAUACCGAAACCCCAGAAACAGGCAUCUUCGUUAGUGCAACCAGUAGUGGUUGAUGAUAUUUCUAAGGAAAAGUCGAAUAAAUAUCCUGAUUUCGAUACAAAGUCGGUGAAUUCAUUACCCACAUCAUCUAUAAAUGGUGAUAACCAACUACAUCGGGCUUUAAAAGGUAGACAUUUACAAUUACUUGGUAUUGGUGCUACUAUUGGUACUGGGCUUUUUGUCACUAUUAGUAAAGCUUUGGUUUAUGGUCCAUUAUCUUUAUUUUUAGGUUUUGUUUUUUGGUCAAUUCCAAUUCUUUGUAUUACCGUAUCAGUAGCUGAAUAUGUAAUUUAUUUACCAAUAACUUCUCCCUUUGUUAGAUUAGGUGGUAGAUGUUGCGAUACCGCUUUAGAAGUUAUGACUGCUUGGAAUUUUUGGUUCUUAUGCUGUGCUCAAAUCCCUUUUGAAGUUGUUGGGGUGAAUUCUGUUUUACAUUUCUGGAGAGAUGAUUUUAGUCCUGCUAUUCCCUUAGCUAUUCAAGUUGUCCUUUAUUUCAUCAUUAAUAUCUUUGGAGUAUCGGUUUAUGGGGAAGUUGAAUUUUGGUUAAGUUUGGGGAAAGUCAUUUUAGCCAUUGGCUUGAUUUUAUUCACUUUCAUUGUUAUGGUUGGUGGUAAUCCUCAUCAUGAUGCUUUUGGUUUCAGAUACUGGAAUAAUCCUGGCCCAAUGAAUUCAGUGUUUCCUUAUGCUGAUGCUUUGGUGACCCAUCAUGGCUCUUUGGCUCGUUUCCAAGGUUUUUUACAAUGUGUGAUUCAAGCUUGUUAUACUUUUGCUGGUCCAGAAUAUAUUUCAUUGGUUGCGGCUGAAGUAGGUGGUGAUGUUCGUAAAACUUUAAGAUCAGCUUAUUUACAAGUCUUCAUUAGAUUAUCAAUUUUUUUCAUUGGUGGUGCUCUUUGUGUGGGGAUCUUGGUUCCUUAUAAUGAUAAAACCCUUUUAGAAACUUUGGGUGCUAGUAAGCCUGGUGCUGGUAGCAGUCCUUAUGUUAUUGCAAUGCAAAAUUUGAAUAUUAAAGUAUUACCUCAUAUAAUGAAUGCCUUAUUGGUUACUGCUGCUUUCUCUGCUGGUAAUUCAUACACUUAUUGUUCUUCUCGUACUCUAUAUGGUUUUGCCCUUGAUGGUUUUGCUCCUAAAUUUUUAACUGCUACUACUAAAACCGGUAUUCCAAUUUAUUGUGUACUCAUCUCCUUAUGUUGGGCCUUUCUUUCUUUCCUUCAAUUAGGUGACGGUGCUCUGGAAGUUUUAAGCUGGAUAAUUAAUAUCAUCACUUCCUGUCAAUUGAUUAAUUUCUUUAUUUUAUGUGUUGUUUAUUUAUUUUUCUACCGUGCUUUGAAAGCUCAAGGAAUUGAUAGAUCAACUUUGCCUUUUGUUUCUUGGUUUCAACCGUAUACUGCCAUCUUUGGUGGGCUAUCUGCAUUUACCAUGAUUUUCGUUGCUAGUUAUCAAGUUUUUGUUCCUGGAAAUUGGGAUAUUAAAACUUUCUUAUUUUCAUAUCUUUUCAUUUUCAUUGAUAUUGCAAUCUUUAUCGGUUAUAAACUUUGGCGUCGUACCAAAUGGCGGGAUCCAAAAGAGGUUGAUUUGGUUACUGGUUUACGGGAAGUUGAAGAGCAUGAAGAAAGAUACUUUGAUGAAUUAUUGAAACAACACAGAUUGGAUGAUGAGGGCCAUGUUAAGGUUGCUUGGUGGAAAAGAGUACUCACUGUUUUAUUUGGAAGUGAUUGA
Hyphopichia burtonii NRRL Y-1933 is the source of this 1797-nucleotide messenger RNA. RefSeq lists its product as uncharacterized. Gene Ontology annotation, biological process: amino acid transmembrane transport. The record is from RefSeq and is a predicted model, not a curated record. The transcript has 2 exons. Gene Ontology annotation, molecular function: amino acid transmembrane transporter activity. Lineage: Eukaryota; Fungi; Ascomycota; Pichiomycetes; Serinales; Debaryomycetaceae. Gene Ontology annotation, cellular component: membrane. The coding region runs from base 1 to 1797 and encodes 598 amino acids.